AUCAUAAGUUUUGUACGUCUAUUGAAUGCAACUGAAGCUGUUCUCUUUAUUGCGAUAAUUUUGGAAGUUCGCGCAGUGUAGUGAAAGAAGUGCACAUGUUUUUAUACAAAUGGGAGUUAAAUAAGAUAUUAUUGGGGUGCAAUUCAUUAGCGCCAUAAUAAUUGAUUCAUUACUUGAGUACGUAGUCUUUAGAGCGUUGACUAUCAUGACAGACACAAGACGAAGAGUAAAGCUUUACGCUCUGAAUGCUGACCGGCAGUGGGACGACAGAGGUACAGGUCACGUAUCAUCAUGCUAUGUGGAGAGACUCAAAGGCACAUCUUUGCUAGUGAGAGCAGAGUCAGAUGGUUCUCUCCUACUGGAGAGUAAAAUACAACCAGAUACAGCAUACCAGAAACAGCAGGACACACUAAUAGUUUGGUCAGAAGGAGACAACUUUGAUUUAGCAUUAAGUUUUCAAGAGAAAGCAGGCUGCGAUGAGAUAUGGGAAAAGAUUUGUCAGGUCCAAGGAAAAGAUCCUUCAGUUGAAAUCACACAAGAUAUUGUUGAAGAGUCAGAAGAUGAGCGCUUUGAUGAAAUGUCAGAUAGUGUACAACCAGUGGAGUUGCCAGCCUGUGAAAUGGGCCGUCUGGAAGACAUCAGUGAGCUAGUGAACAGCUGUUUAGUCUCACCAGCACGAAAAGAUAAACUUGCAGCAGCAUUGGAGAGCCAACACUACAUAAAAAAACUACUUAACCUCUUCCACAUGUGUGAGGACAUCGAAAACAUUGAAGGAUUGCAUCAUCUCUAUGAAAUCUUUAAAAGUAUUUUUCUUCUCAACAAAAACACACUAUUUGACACAAUGUUUGCUGAUGACACCAUAUUUGAUGUGGUCGGUUGUCUUGAAUAUGAUCCCAGCCUGCCACAGCCUAAGAAACACAGAGAGUAUCUAAGGGAGUUAGCCAAAUUCCGUGAGGCUAUUCCUAUUAAGAACCAAGAUCUCCUAGCUAAGAUACAUCAGACAUACAGAGUGCAAUACAUCCAGGACAUUGUACUGCCUACACCAACAGUUUUUGAGGAUAAUCUGCUAAGCACAUUAUCUAGUUUUAUAUUUUUCAAUAAAGUAGAAAUAGUUAAACUUAUAGAAGAGGACGAAAAGUUUUUAACUGAUCUGUUCAAAUUGCUUAUUGAUGAGAAGACACCGGACACAAAGAGAAGGGACUUAGUUCUAUUUUUAAAGGAGUUUUGUAAUUUUUCACAAAAUCUACAGCCACAGGAUAAGGAUGUGUUUUAUAAGACCCUAGUUUCAUUGGGUAUCCUGCCAGCCUUAGAAAUUACAUUAAGUAUAGAUGAUCAGAAGACCAAGACUGCAUCUAUAGAUAUUUUAACCUACAUAGUGGAGUUUUCUCCUUCUGUCGUGAGAGAUUAUACUUUACAGCAAGCUAACAAUACUGAAGAGGAGCAAAUGUUGUUGAACAUUGUCAUAGAACAAAUGCUUCGUGACCGUGAUCCUGAACUUGGUGGAGCUGUGCAGCUAAUGGGUGUGCUACGUAUCUUACUCGACCCAGAGAGUAUGCUCGCAUCUGUGAACAAAAGCGAGAAGGCAGACUUCCUAAACUUCUUCUACAAACACAGCAUACAAACUCUGAUAGCCCCUCUCCUAGAGAACACAACUGGUGAGAAGCCACUAAAAGAAGACUACCACACUGUGCAGCUAUUGGGUCUGGUAUUGGAACUGCUAUCAUUCUGUGUGGAACACCACACCUACCAUAUCAAAACCUGCAUACUCAACAAGGAUCUCCUCCGUCGUAUACUGGUGCUGAUGAGGUCGACGCACACCUUCCUGGUUCUCGGCGCUCUAAGGUUCAUGCGGAAAAUAAUCGCACUCAAGGAUGAAUACUAUAACAGAUACAUUAUUAAGGGCAAUCUCUUCGCGCCAGUUAUUGACGCUUUUCUUAGAAAUAAUGGCAGAUAUAACUUACUUGACUCUGCUAUACUAGAGUUAUUUGACUUUAUUAGACUAGAAGACAUCAAAUCACUUUGUUCUCAUAUAGUUGAAAACUACGGUAAAAUUUUAGAAGACGUUGAAUACGUACAGAUAUUCAAGGCAUUAAAAACGCGGUAUGACCAACACCAGGACAAGUUGAAAGAGAGAGAUAGAGACGCGCUGCAAACCGGGACGAAUCCGAGGAAUCCGAGAGAGAUGGCCGCCUUAAUCUUAGCGCCGAUCGUUCCAGUGAGCGGCAGUGUGGGUGUGACGGAAGCUGUAGUUCCGUCUCUUUUGCGCACGAGGUACCGACGAGAGGCGCGCGCGCCGGACGACGAGGAAGAAAUGUGGUUCAACGACGACGACGAGUUGGAGGAUGACGCGCCGUUGGACGCAGCGCAGCCGCAUGCGCAUCACACGCUCGACGCCAUUGGGAAAAUAGUUGAAAAGAAAGUGUGCUCGAGCACCGAGACAGUGAACGGCCCUAGCAGGGUGCUCCUCAGCACCACCACUGCCCCCAAGCCCACGCACAGUGACGUUCAGGUAUCCUCGCCCAGAUUACUCAAUAAGGGUCUCGUGGACUACGACGGGGAUUCCGACGAAGAGGAGGAAGGGGGCGGCGGCGGCAGCAGCAGUAGUGGGGAAACCGCCGGCGCCGGCGCAGCAACAGGCGAAGAGAGAGACGCAAAGCGACCGCGACUCGCGUAGUCGGCGUCUCGCUCCCCCCGCCCGUUUCAAGGAAUAUAACCGAGCUCCUCCUGUCUCGCAGCGCUGUGCAUUACCCAGUGAAACGACGGAAUGCAGUAAGAUUUACGUAUACUAUUAUCACUCUAGCUCUAUGACGCGCGGCCCGUUUGGCGACAGUCGAGCGGCCGCGUGUGACGUCAUCGAGCCACUCCUCGUUCCGCACGUGAAAGCUUAAAGUUGAACAAAUGUCUAGGAUGGACCGUGUAGCCAAGCUCUUUCGCCUUAAAUGAAUUGUUAGAAUAAUAAACCUCGGAACGCUCACUUGGCCGGCGGCUCGCUAAGACCGACCGCCGAUCGAUUGAGUGUUCGCGAAAGUUUUCUCUUAAAUAAUUAAGUCAAUGAAAUGACAUUGUAGGGGUCUAAUUAUUUGGGUUCGAUUCAGUUUCUUGUCGAUAUAACAUAAUUUAAGAAAAUAAUAUUUAAAAAUGUGACAAUUGUACAUUUGGAAAUGUUUUUGGAGGCUUCGAAAAUGAUUUUCUUUGUCUUCUCAAAGUACUAAAACUGCUACAGUUAUUAUUAUUUAUUAAUUAUUUAUCAAUGCAUAUCUUAAAUAUUUGUGAAAGUGCAGGUAUUGAAAAUCGUUUAUCUUGUUUGAUACAAUAUGUUAUUGAGGGUUUUAAUAUGAACCCUGGACUGUCCAAUGUCCCCAGUUGGUUAUGUUCAUAUUUUAUGUAAAUAAUAUUGGAGCACUGCCACAUAGGUGUUGGGCUCUAAACUUAGUUAGUGUAUGAAUUACUUCAUACAGUAGUGUAAUUACUUUGAAUGGCAUCAGAAUGUAGAAUGUUGGUGACAAUGUGUAGAAAAAAAUAAUUUAACGGUUAGGUUAUUUUUCCGAUGGAUCGUAAUCACAAAAGUACAAAGAAAAUAAGAGUGGGAAUCAUACUUUUAAUAAUAAUAGUUAACAACAUUGUGAAUGCGAGGAAGUAAUGUUGACUAUGUACGUAUUUAUGUAUGAAACUUAUUUUUUUUUUUAUAAUCACAAGACCAAUCAAAUGUUUCGUCGUGAACUGUGCUGUGGAAUUGCUACUCAUUAGUGAUUUAAACUUUUUUGGAUGUUACUGUAAUAAUGUGAGACGUAUGUACUUUAUAUAAAGCUAUUUAACAUGUGUGUGGAUCAGUAUAAACAAUGAUACAAAAACGAUAUAAGGUUGUAUAGCACAAGAGUUGCGAGAGUGCAACAUUUCUUUGUGACAGGUUUUCUGUAACUUAUUAAUAUCUGGUAGCUUAAAUUUUGUCUAUUUCGGAAAUAAAUUCGAAAGGGUGUGUCAAUCAAAGAAUUAUAUCUUUUUGUUCCGAUAAAAUCAACACCUUUAAUCUAGAAGUCUUAUUUCUAAGCCUAUAAAUUUUGGUCAACUGUAGCAUACAAUUGAAAUGCACAUCAAACCAAUAUGAUUUAUUAUGAACCAAGACGUUGAAACCUUGGUUCACAUGCAUAUCUAUUCUAAAUUAUGCUAGAUAAUGCAUGUUGUAUUGAAUUACGAUGCGCAUUGCAAUCGCUUCACAUGAAACUUGCUCGGAAGAUCACUAUUUAUAGCUUCCAGUUGCGUUAAGAAAUGCCUGAAAACCGCGCCUGGUACAUGUUCUAAAUUUGUCGUACGCAAGCAAAGUUGAGUCUCAACGAGAGCGUUUAUGAAUCGAACAAUUGACAUCGAGUCAUUCUUAGUAAAUUUAUUUAUUCGCGUGCAAAUCACUUGUCACAAAAGUAUCACAUUAAAAUAAACCUUCAACGUAAUAUACCGUUCGUAACGGUCGAUAACGAUUGAAAUAAUUGCUCUCAAUGAGGACGUACCGUUUAUUAAACUAGCAAAUUACUAAACCGCGUUAUAUCGAGUCUAUUAAGUAAAUUGCGACUUGCGAAGGGGGCGUUAUGAGUAGCCAACCAGACGCUAGCUUCCCAUCACAGUCCGGUAAUAAAUACCUAAGAAUUCGAAUCUGUCAUUUCAUACCGGCUAACCGUUCGACCACAACUCAUCGUGGCGUAUUUAUACAUUCAUACUUUUUAUACAUUUGAUAAUAAACCCCGUCGCUCCGGUAGGUAAUCCUCGAUUUCGUUACUGGUUGGCUAACGUUAUUGGCCAAAUAAGCCGAAAAAAUACAAAGUAUAUUUAAAAGAUUUCAAGCCAAUAGGCAGCACCAGUAGUUUCUUUCUGUUUUCAUAAACUUGAAUAGAUAGAUUAUAUAGAAAAAUAUUCGGGCUUCUAUUGAUAUGUAUGUAUGUAUUUAUUUGCAUUCCUUUUCAUUAAUUUUUGUGCUUUUUCGAGAUAACACGCGAAUGAUGAGUUAGUUAUGCUACAAUAUGUAUUGAAAAUACUUAGCUAAUUAAUAUCAUCGUGAAGUCUUAUCUCUUAGAAGUACAACUCUUGUUGAAAGUAAAGAAAUAAACGUAUUAGUGAAACGUAAUACCUGUGGUAAAUUCUGUCUAACCAAACAAAGACUUUUUUUUUCUCUUUAGUCAAUGAAAAGGCAUAGUCAUCGUCGUUUCUGCGCUGUUUUUUUAUCUACUAUGGAGAAAAAAAGACAAAUUAUCAAUUUGUUAAGGCACAAUGAUUGAUACACAACUAAAUAAAUGCCAGUGUCAGUUAGGUAAUUUAUUAAAUAGACAUAUUUAUCUGGAUCUUAACGAGUAAUAAAAUGUAUGCGUUAGUAAUAAGGUGUAUUUUUGAGCACGAUAGUAUUUAAAUUAAAAUUAUACUAAUUUUUUUCUUAAAUAUUUGUUUCCUUUAGCUGUCAAUUAAAAAUUUGUUGCCGAUUUUUUAUAGCUGCUUUGGCGGUAAUUCUUGUUUUCAUCAACUGUUUGGAAAUAUGUUGUUUAAACUGUGUUUUGCAUUCUGUUUGUUGGCGUUUACGUUUUAUAAAGAUAUCUUGAUUUCCUUUAACUUUUUGGGAUCCAGAUUUGUAUGUAUAAUCAAAAUCACAGUAGGUAAUAUUGAUGUCUUGUUAGAUUUUGCUUCUUUCACGCGAGAUUGAUUUUGUGAAGGUAGAUUAAUUUAUGUGAAAAUAUGAUAUAGUGGUUGUGUUUAUUAGUGACUAAUGAUAGACAUGCAGCAUCUUGUGUUAUAAGAUUUAAUUAUGGGAAGUUGAGAAGUGAUUGACCGAUUGACCAGAUUUGGUAUAAAUACAUUGAAUUUAGAUUUAACAAACAAUAAAUUAAUAAAUCGUUAAGUUGAAUCCAUAUAAAAUUGUAAGUUUCAUUGAUUAAAUAAAUUGUCAGAGCUCGAGUAAGAAUAUUAUCCAGCUAAAUAGUCAAUGUUUGGAGAGGUUUGUUUAUUAUUAUACAUGCAUGAAGCAAGGAAAAUGAAAGCAGGCUUAUAGGAUUUUGGUUAGUUUAUUUCAUUUACAAGUUGUCUAUAAUCGAUAUGAAGGAAUUUUUGCUAUAUGAUUCUACUAGAGAAUAUCAGUAUUAAUUUUCUAUACUUUCAACAAAAUCGUUUUGACUGCUUAUGAUUAUAGCUUGGCAGGUGUAAUGUGUAUGUGAUAAAAUGUAUCUGAUUAAGAUCCACUUUAUUUUAUUACUGUGUUAACUUCUAGUUACUGUCAUUAUUUGUAAAUAAUAUUAGAUUUUGUAAAAAAAAGUACUACUUAUCUGGUGAUCAAUGUAAAGUACACACGGAAUAUCAACAAGGAAAUGCUUUCACAAUCACUUGUCGCCAGAAAUAAGUCGCAGGAGGCCAUAUGAAAUCCAUAGCGUGGGUGUAGUAACCGAUAUUGAUAUUUUAACAAUCGUAACUAAUGAUUAUGGGUAUCAUGUGGCCACGACAUGCUAUUAGUCUUUUUAAAGUGGUCCAAACUUUAAUUUCUACUAUCUUGAUAUAACUAAAUGUGUUUUGCAUUUAAACCAACGCGAACGGGACAUACAUAUUCUACGUCAUUGAUAUAGGGCGAUUCCAUUAACGACGUAAUAUGUGUGCUUGGAAAUGCUUUGACGUGGUCUAUGCAUGGCCCUUAUUACGUUCUUCCUAACAUGAAUACACAUACGAAUGAUGUGAAAAUUCGCCAACCGGGCUUGGUUCAACACAACAAAUAUUUUUUAAACGCUUCAACACACGAUUUAUUACUGAUUUUUAACGCCAUGUAACUUUUGUCUGAAAUAUUAACUUGAUAUUAUGUAAUGUCAAAAUAUCUGUACUAUUCUUCAGAUAAAAGUUCAGUGGCGAUGAAAAAUAGCUCUUCAACUAUCACCAAAAACAUCACGUGUCUCAAAGACACUACUGUCGUACAUAAGCUUUUAAAAUAUCGUUUUAUAUCAAAUAAAGAUUCUAUAUAAAUUAUUACUAUGCAUGAAAUUACGUAUAUAUUUUUCAUUCACGUAUAAUAAUGAUAGGAAAUAGAAUCGGACUACCAAUGCUGCUGUCGCAAAACACAUCGCCAAUCGCAUACUUUAUGUUCCUUUAAUUUCGCCUAACCGUUAUCAACAUCUAUUUUCUACCUGGCUUUAUCACACCUGAAAAUACAUAUCAAUUUUAAUAUGUAUCUGAAUAAACAUUGAUCUCUGUCUAAAACUAUUAUGUACAUCCUUACAAUUUGAGUAACAUACAUUUUGUAUUUUUUUAAUGAUGGUCACACUUCAUAAAAACGCUUUAAAACAAUUUUGGUUCAUUUAUAAGCAUUCACAAAAUGCACAGUAAAUGCGAGGCGAAUUAUUACAUGCGUGGGAUGAAUUUGACAGAAUAUAUUGUAAAUAUAAAACGUUUUAUGUAAUAAUUUUAUUUUGAAAUCUGCCAACAUCCACGUGUUUAAUAGCAUCGAGCUGUCAAUUAGAUUUAUACGAUUCUUAUUAUAUUCCUUGAAAUAACUUCCCCAUAAUUAAACGAAGUUCUAGGUGAAAGUAGACUGUAAUAAUGACUAUUUUUUAUCUGUCUAGGUGGGUGACCAUCUUAAACUAAUUUAUACACAGAUUAAAAUUAAAUAGAUUUACCUAUUGGCAAGUUGUGUAAAAUAAAUAAGCUUAAUGCUAUUAUUAUGAUGUCACUAGUUAAGUAAGCAAUAUAAUAUAAGAUACAAAAGUAA
Messenger RNA from Ostrinia nubilalis (European corn borer), 7720 nucleotides. It is a transcript of the gene flfl, whose product is annotated as serine/threonine-protein phosphatase 4 regulatory subunit 3. Bases 206 to 2674 code for a protein of 822 amino acids. Gene Ontology annotation, molecular function: protein phosphatase activator activity. Gene Ontology annotation, cellular component: nucleoplasm; protein phosphatase 4 complex. Gene Ontology annotation, biological process: DNA damage response; protein dephosphorylation. Lineage: Eukaryota; Metazoa; Arthropoda; Insecta; Lepidoptera; Crambidae. The transcript has 10 exons. The record is from RefSeq and is a predicted model, not a curated record.